ACCAAAAAAAUCAAAACGUCGUGAAGAAGGUUGCUUUCCAUCUCUAUCUCUCUCUUUCUCUCUCGGUGCUUGUUGCCCAGUCGCAACUUGAAUCGUUCUACGAUCUAUAAAUCUUCUUAAUCAACGUCUUCUUUCUAAGGAUCAAGCUUCGAUCUGGCAGUCCAAAUUCAUCCUUUUCUCAUUUCACAAUGCCCAUAGUAUUUCGAUCCUUGAAGCUGUAGUUCCUGCCUUCAAUUCUGCUACAUUCAAGAAGAGGUAACUCGGACAUAGUGCUAGAGAAAUAAAGCUCGGUUGGCGAUGGGGGCAGUCCCCUCGACGCCGCGAGCCACGCGGCCUCAGGACUCGGCGGAGUACCUAAUUGGAACUUUUGUCGGCGAGAAAUCUUUCCCUCUUUCUUCCAGUUACUGGCAGAAGUUGCUCGAGCUUCCACUGAAUCUCGAGUGGCCAGCUCAUCGUGUUGACCAAGCUUGUGAUCUUCUUGCCCAUAACAACAUCUACACAAGGCACCUUGCGAAGAUUUUAAUUCAUCUGGCAUGGUCCUUGCAAGAGUGUGUUUCUACUUCUGAUGCACCGCCAUCAACUUUCUUGAAGGCUAUCAAUGCGGCUUCUCUCUCAUCUAUCUUUCUAAAGUAUAUGAUAGAAACUGCCAACAGUUGCACUUUUGAGGAAUUAUACAUGUCUCUGGAUGAGAAUGAAGCAAAGGCUGGUAAUUUCUCUCAAGAUCAUGAUAUUGCUCAUCUUGUCAUGGGUACCGUCCUUAACUAUAUUGGUAAAGUAGAUGUAAGCCCCAACACAUAUCAACUACACCAACAAUUGCUUGUCUUCUUGCUCACGGCCUUUUCAACUCAGCUUAUCUCUGGGCCAUCACCAGGUCCCAUGGAUGUUCACCCGUUUAUUGAUGCUGCAAUGUCUCAGGAAAGUACAUUGGUUGGCUUGGUGGUCCAUAAGCUACUGCUUAACUAUAUUGCUCGACCUCUCUUAACUUAUAGUAGUGCAUCAUUUAUGAUUUUUCCUGAAGGAGACCAGCCUGGUGUGCUACAGAGAGUUAGUUCUGCAGCUGCAAAUAUCAUGUUAUUGCCGUUGAAUUUCUUCAGUCGUUCAAGCAGUGAAGCUUCAAGAAGUCCACUGGCAGAUAUCAGUCAGCAUUUUUUGCUCAUUCUGAUCCAUUAUCAUAAAUGCUUGGAAGAGGAGCCAUUGAAAGACCAAAAUGAAGAAAUUGCCAUCCCACAUUUGGCCCAUAGAGAAAAUACCUACUUUUCUGAAAAUCCUUAUCGCAAGGCCUUGGAAAGUGCGAGGGACGUUGAGUUUGAUCGGACAGAUAUUGAAGGCAAUGCACAUAGUGCCCCUCUUGUCAGAUUUCCCUUUGCAUCUCUUUAUGAUGUCCUUGGGAUGUCUUUAGCUGAUGAGACUGCUAUCCUACUACUUUACUCUUUCGUGCAUGGGAAUGCAGAUUUUCUGGAAUAUGUCUUAGUGAGAACAGAUAUUGAUACCCUGUUGAUGCCCAUGUUGGAGACUUUAUAUAAUGCAUCAAAAAGAACAUCAAAUCAGAUAUACAUGGUGUUGAUUAUUCUUCUAAUACUCAGUCAAGACUCCUCUUUCAAUGCAAGCAUUCACAAACUGACAAUUUCCAGUGUUCCAUGGUAUAAAGAACGUCUCCUCCACCAAACAUCUCUCGGUUCAUUGAUGGUGAUAAUCCUCAUCAGGACUGUGAAGUACAACCUAUCCAAGAUGCGUGAUGUCUACCUGCAUACCAAUUGCCUUGCUACUUUGGCUAAUAUGGCACCUCAUGUCCAUCGAUUGAGUUCCUAUGCAUCGCAGAGGCUAGUAAGCCUAUUCGAUAUGCUAGCACGCAAGUACAACAAAUUAUCAGAUCAGAAAAUUGACAAAACUCCUAUAGAAAACGGGGAAUUGGUAGAAGAUAACCUUCCUGAAGAUACGUCAACAGAAUUGCAUAUAUUUACUGACUUCCUCAGAAUAGUUCUGGAGAUAUUGAAUUCAAUUUUGACCUACGCCCUACCGCGAAAUCCAGAGGUGGUAUACGCAAUCAUGCACAGACAAGAGGUUUUCCAGCCUUUCAAAGAUCACCCACGCUUUAAUGAGCUUCUUGAGAAUAUUUAUAACGUGUUGGAUUUCUUCAAUAGCCGCAUGGAUGCACUCACAACAGGUGGUGAAUGGUCUGUGGAGACAGUUCUCCAGGUUAUAAUUACCACCACCCGAUCCUGGCGAGGAGAAAGCAUGAGAAUAUUCACUCAGUUGCACUUUACAUAUGAGCAAGAAAGCCAUCCCGAAGAGUUUUUCAUUCCAUAUGUGUGGCAACUAGCCAUAUCAAAUGGCGCUUUCAGUUUUAAUGGCAGCAGCAUAAACUUGUUUCCAAUUGACGUUCCUGUUGACGAGCAGGAAGAAAUGAUAUACGAACGACAGAGCAGUGACUUGAACCGGCUCAGUGUUUCUGUGCAAGAAGAAGAAGUUUGAUUGAUUGUAGAAGAAGAUCCAAAAUUACGGGAUGAUGAUGAUGAUGAUGUAUAUAACAUAAAAUAGCGAAGAAAUAUAUACGGUUGUGUGUUGAUUCUUUUAAUGUGCAUAAUAUAAUGUUUUGUAGCUGGGGAGGAGGGGGCAUUUGACAUUGAUAUGAAUAUAGUUGAAGAAUCUCUGUAAUAAAUGAGAAGAGGAUGAGGAGACAUUUCGUUA
Messenger RNA from Impatiens glandulifera, 2688 nucleotides. Its product is annotated as dymeclin. The coding region runs from base 298 to 2472 and encodes 724 amino acids. Gene Ontology annotation, cellular component: Golgi apparatus. The record is from RefSeq and is a predicted model, not a curated record. The transcript is spliced from 18 exons. Gene Ontology annotation, biological process: Golgi organization. NCBI's taxonomy places the organism in Eukaryota, Viridiplantae, Streptophyta, Magnoliopsida, Ericales, Balsaminaceae.